This is a messenger RNA of Terrapene triunguis (Three-toed box turtle), 2362 nucleotides long. RefSeq names its product paralemmin 3 (gene PALM3). Gene Ontology annotation, biological process: regulation of cell shape. The transcript is spliced from 9 exons. The coding region runs from base 395 to 2362 and encodes 655 amino acids. The record is from RefSeq and is a predicted model, not a curated record. Lineage: Eukaryota; Metazoa; Chordata; Testudines; Emydidae. Gene Ontology annotation, cellular component: membrane.
GGGCCGGGACAGGGGGGCGCGGGAGAGCUCUCUCAAGGGCGUCCAGACCCGGAACCGCUCCAGCUACCUCCGGGAAAUCCACCUCCCUUGCCCAACGCUCCCUGCCUGUACCUUUCGCCUGAGCCCAAACCGGCCUAACCUGCUCUCCCAAGCCGCCCCCCCAAAGCCGCGCCGGGGAAGGCAGGGAGUUCAGUGCCAGCGUGAGGCGGAGGGAGAGAUUUGAUGAUGCCUUGCCGUUGACUUGGUGAGCCAGACGGUGGAGCACCGGCAGUCCUGCCUAGCAGUGCUCCCUGGCUGGACGGGGGAGGGGACCCCGCCAGGGGUCUGCAAGCCUCACCCAGCCCACCCCACGCACCCCCGGGAGAGUCAGCGGCAGCUGCAGCAGCGAGGGAAGAUGGCAGAGAGCUCCCUGUACACGCAGCGCCUAGAGGCCAUCGUGGGGCGGCGCAAGGUGCAGGAGCGGAUCCUCCGGACGCGCCGGGAGCUGGAGGAGGAGAAACUCCGAGCCCAGCAGCUCAAGAGGAAGUCCCUGCGAGACCGGUGGCUGAUGGAGGGGUCGUGUCUGCCCCCCGAGAACAACCCCACCUCCCCACUAUGGCAGACACAGUCCCGCAUUCAGGAGCUAGAGCAGGAUCUGUCCAGCCUCCAGUCCCAGAUGCAGCAGCUGGAUAACCCGGAGCAUCACGGCAGGCCGCACGAGGCCUUGGAAGAUGCUAAGCAGCCAGCAGGGGGCACCUGUGAGGCCCGUGGGGCUGGCUCUGCUUCGACAGGUGGGGGGGGUUGUGGCUGCGAGACUGAACCUGCCCUCCGCCUGGCUCCAGUGCCCCCCAAGAGGGCCAUGCGAGCAGCAGCCCGGGAGACCCUGGAGAAUGGGGAUGUGUCGAGAGCAGGUCCCUUCGGCGUGGAGGGUGUUGGCCCUGGGGAGGGCAAGACUGAAGCCAGCUCUGCUGCUCCGGGAACUCAGGAUGACGGGGCGGGGGCGUCCGCUAAGCAGCCGGAGAAGCUGGGUGUGGGCAAGGUGGAGAUGAUCAUUAGAAACCACCUGGGCCAGGAAGUGGGCAGCAUGGACGCCAUUGGGCGAACGUCCCCGGAGACGGAGGGGGAAGCUCCCCGGGGAGAGAACGGGUUGGAGGAGACUUGGGACGGAAGGACCGAGCGGGAGCCGCAGAGCCCGCCUGCCCUUGUGAGUGACGCCCUGGACAGCGGGAUGGAGGAGAGCGUGGCAGGGGAAGGGAGCAGAGAGGGGCCGGAGGGGGAAUCCGGGGUGCAGGAGCGGGAGGCGCAGGCCCUGCCGGAUGAGAACUGCUGCCUCGAUUCCCCGAGGCCCGAGCCGGACGGGGAGCUGGAGGAACCGCUCGGGGUCAUGGAAGAGGGGGAGAUCUCGGCUGAGCCUGCCAGGGGAGCCACAGGAAUGGAGGAGGCAGAGGCUGCCCAGAGGGCUCAGCGCAGGGCAGCAGAACCAGAGAGGCCGGAGGAGCUGGGACCCACCCAGGGGAGAGGCCCUAUGUGGCAGGAGCCUGCUAGGGAACAGGAGCGUCAGGUGUCCCCCGGGGCGGAGCAUCCCCGGGCUGCAGGGAUGGGGGAAGGAGCAGAGACAAAGGCUUAUUUGCAGGACCAGAUCCCCUCCCCCCAAGAGGCUAAAGGAGCUCUGCAGGACCAGAUCCCAGAAGCUAACGCAUCUCUCCAGGACCAGAUCCCAUCAGCUCUCCAGGACCAGAUCCCAUCUCCCCAAGAAGCUAAAGUAGCUCUGCAGAACCAGAUCCCUUCCUCUCUGCAGGACCAGAUCCAAUCUAUGCGGGACCAGAUCCCUUCCUCUCUGCAGGAAGCUAACACAUCUCUGCAGGACCAGAUCCCUUCACCCCACGAAGCUAAACAUUCAUUCCACAGCCAGAUCCCCUCCAGCCAAGAGCCAAUCCCUGCCCUUCACGGGGAGCUACCGCUUACCCCACGGGAGUUGCCAUCCGGCGGACCACCCGCCCUGGAGCAGGUGCCUUCCCGACCCCGGGAGAGCAUGGCCCUGAAAGGAGGCGGCGGCACUGGCCCGGUUCCAUCGACUGCAGAAGAAACCACCGAAAACCUGGGGAAGCUCCACCCGGAGCAGCAGCCUCUGCUCAAGGAAACCUCUGGGCUCCGGACGGGCCGGAAGGAGCCACUAGAUCCCGUGGCCAGGAGCCUGCAGCCGGGAGCUGGCGCCUUGAAGUCGCUGGCAGCUGUGAGCCCAGAGGCCCCGACAUACACCACCGCCUCUGCCAACACCGCCUCUCCGUGCCAGGGCAGGAGCGCCGCCCCCCCCCGGCCGGGAGACGGGCAGGAGACGGGCAGACGCAAGCAGAAGACGUGCCAGUGCUGCUCUGUCAUGUGA